Molecule: messenger RNA, 933 nt
Organism: Colletotrichum scovillei
Lineage: Eukaryota; Fungi; Ascomycota; Sordariomycetes; Glomerellales; Glomerellaceae
Exons: 1
Coding region: 1-933 (310 amino acids)
Source: RefSeq, a predicted model, not a curated record
AUGGCAGCCGCGUCAUCAUGGCACCUCUUACCACCCGACCUGAUCGAACACCAAAUCGGCCAAAUCGACCUCCUCACAGCAAUGUACCCCACAGAAGAUGAGGUCUCAAUCGACAAGGAAUCUGAAAAAUUUCUACAGCUCCUCAAAUCGCAUCUUGAAGAAGGCAGUGAAACCACAAAUCCGUCAUUGAGCCGCGCACCAACAGUGACCAUAUUACUCACCCUCGCCGUCCCGGAACCGGACCAAGACCCCUCAUCGCCAAAAACCCUGCAACUAGACAUCAAUGUACCCUUCUCAUACGAAGCCGACGAACCACCAGAAGAAGCGCCCCGGAUAAGAGUCCGGAUCCUCCAACCAUCAUGGCUCAACCGCGCAGCGACCGCCCACCUCAACGCCCAAAUCCCAGACGGCGACGAUGACCUCUUCAGCAUUAUAGACGCAAUAAACGAAACAGCAGUCGCAUACCUCGAAGAAGCAAAAACAGCAGCAGAAGCUGAAUCAGCAGUCUCCAAUGCUGCUGACACCGCCGACGCAGGUCCCAUGGUGCGGGUGUGGUUCUACUUCCCCUCCAUCUCAACCCGCUCCAAGCGCGACGACUUCAUCAUCAACGCGCCCGCGUACCACCUCACGGGCUUCCUCUACGCCGGGAAGCCGGGAUUGUUGUGCCUGGAGGGCGGGUCGCAGAGCAUCGACGACUACAUGAAGUUCAUCAAGACGGAGAGCUGGGGCGAUAUCCCUGCGCAUCAUAAAAAGGUUAGCGAGAGGCAUCGCGAAAAGGACAUUUCGAAGAGAGUGUUUGCGGACAUGUCAGAGAUUACAGACUCUGUAGGUGAGAGGAGAGGACAGAGGGCGAACAGGGGCGACAUGAAGGCUGUGGAAGGGUGGUUGAUGGAACGCGGGCUAGGGGAUGCUUUUGCGAAGGUAUUGAUGUAG